AUGUAUCAGGCUCGUCAUACGCUCAGUCAACCGCAACUACUAAGCACAUUGCUCCUAAUUUCUGAUACGGAUCCUGACAUUGGUGGGCAAGCCAAUGCUUUGUUGAAAAAUCUGGAAGAAUUCAACUUCGUAUUUGACCUGCUAUUACUGAAGAGAGUUCUAGCACAAUGUGACAUACUAUCAAAAACUCUUCAGUCAAGCAGUGUUACCUACGAAAUUGUGAAAUCUGUAAGAAACAGCACACUUGAAGUAUUGAAAUCCUUUAGAACAGAUGAGUUUUUCUCAAAGUUGUUCAAUCACUCUACAGAAAUCGCUGACAAGUGCGGAUUUAGAGCUGCUCAGCUACCAAGACAGGGAAAAAUCCCCUCGAGAAUUGGGGGAGGGAGUAAAGCCCCAUUUGAAUCUGUAGAGCAGUACUACAAAAUUUCAAUUGUCUGGCCAGUUAUUGAUAUCCUAAGCGAGGAGAUAGAGGCCAGACUUCAAGAAAACAACCUGGAUGUACUUAACAAUCUAAGCAAAGUUCUAGGUGGAACUGAUGAAGAUACAGCCAGUGUUAAGUAUGUGUGUAAAUAUUACAAUUUAGACAAUGAACAUCUUUUGUCUGAAUUGAGAUGUUUCUAUAAAAUGGAAGAAUCAAGAAACACAACUAUUCAAGAAAGAGCUGACAUUUUUGUACAAAAAUCUUUAAAAAAUGUGUUCCCUAUGCUUUUUAAACUUUUUCGUCUGUUUUUCACGAUUCCAAUGAACUCGGCAUCUUGUGAGAGGUCUUUUUCGUGCUUGCGACGGUUAAAAACAUACACCAGAAACAAGAUUGGCCAGGAGAGGUUGUCCUCGUUAGCACUUUUGGCUAUUGAAAGAAGUAUUGAAGUAAACAUUUCCAAAGUAAUCGACGACUUUAAUUUAAGCCAGAAGAGAAGACUUAAUUUUGUGUAA
Macrosiphum euphorbiae (potato aphid) is the source of this 933-nucleotide messenger RNA. NCBI's taxonomy places the organism in Eukaryota, Metazoa, Arthropoda, Insecta, Hemiptera, Aphididae. The record is from the annotation of a GenBank genome assembly.